CCCAGUACCAAAGUUUUGAAACUCACGAAAACUACGAUACUCACUUUAAAUGAUACUGUUUCUCUUUCCUUAGUACUGUGUUAAACAAAGUACGCGAUAUAAUGAUUGAAGUGAAAACGUAGUGGGUGAUGGUAGUUGGGCUCACCCUUAAGUGCUCGGAUCGAUCUGUUUCAGCUGCCGGGUACACAAGGUAUUAUAUUUCCAUGGAUUCGACUUAUUGAAAUACAUGGAAAUAAAAUCUCUGUGUACAUGAGGAAAUUAACUUUUGAACAAUUUCAACAAUGUGCUUUAAAAUUUGUAUUAAUUUAGCAGGUUUGACGGUGGGUUUUUGAAAGAGAAAUCAGAUUUUAAUAGGCUACACCUAAUGAAACUAUGUUUUGCUUGUACAUUUAUCCAAAACAUGUGUGUUAAUGAGUGAUAAAUGACGUCGCCGUUUAGAUUGGAGAUUACUAAGUAAAAUUCCUAAACAUGUAAUCAACAUAAAUAUCAACAGUAUAGAUGAAAUAGGGUCAUAUUAGAUAAGUAAAAUUACAAAAACACUUAAAAUGAAAUCAAUUUAUUGCUAUGUACCUAUGCCUAUAUCACUGACAUUUGGUCAAACAAAUAUUUUGAGUAAAAAUAAUAAGAAUACAUCACAAAAAUGGACACAUCGCAGAAAACACAUUAUAAAUCUUUAUCCUCAUCGUGGAAAUCUCGUCUACGUGUGAACCAGUUUUCACUCAAACGCGCUCCUCACACACCGACACACACUACCAAAACACCGUGACGUUGAACUACGCACACACGUUUAAAGUUACAUGCAAUUCUCGACCUUAUAGCCUUAGGGUAGCUCUCAAUGUGUCCUAUAUAACCAAUCCCUUGGAUAACCUCAAAAAUACAGUUUUUGACCCGGAGACAUCAUAGUAUCGACUAUGCAGUUUCCCUGGACUUUUGUAGUUAUUCCUUGUAUAUAAUAAUAGUGAUUUGUUUACAUUUUGUGUGCGUUUUGUGUGGUGUGGGCGGGUUGAUAUGGUGACUCGGUUUUGGGACAUUUUCGGCCAAUAUUCGGUUGGGUCUGGAUGGAGGCAGUUGUAGGAUGUGUUGUGCAGUGCGAUAGUCGUUUGUGCUUAUGAUAGUGUCCGUGUUUUAGUUCGUAAAUGUGGUGAGUGAUUGUACCGGCCUCUGUAGAGAAUGAGCCAAAUGGCAACAGACGACAGCAUGAGCGACGACGUGUUCGAGGACGACACGCUACGUGCGCCGGCGCAGCGCAGCACCCCCUCCCCCACCGGGUACAGAGACUACCAUCCCCCCGCCGAGACCCCCGCACGCACCCAGCUUGACGAUGAUAUGCCUAUACAUAAGACGAUCCUGCUUGGCGACAGUGGCGUGGGCAAAACCUCUUUAUUAGUGCAGUUCGAGACUGGAAAGUUUCAAGCCGGCAAUUUCUCCGCAACCGUUGGCAUCGGAUUUACGAACAAGGUAGUUACAGUAGACGGCAUCAAGGUGAAGCUUCAGAUUUGGGACACCGCAGGUCAAGAGCGCUUUCGGAGCGUAACACACGCCUACUACAGGGAUGCUCAUGCGCUUCUGCUGCUAUACGAUGUGACGAACAAGAUCAGCUUCGAUAACAUUCGAGCAUGGCUGGGGGAGAUUCGGGAGUACGCACAAGACGAUGUCGUCAUCAUGCUGUUAGGUAACAAAUCCGAUAGCGGCCUAGAGAGGGCGGUGAGGCGGGAGGAGGGGCAGCGCUUAGCGAGAGAAUACCAAGUCGCGUUUAUGGAGACAUCAGCCAAAACCGGACUGAAUGUCGAAGCUGCCUUUGCCCAUGUGGCGCGCUCUCUAGUGGCGAAAGCGAACCCCGUCGACCCCUCGCGGCUGGCCGUGCGCGCGCAGCCCACACAGGAACACCGGUCUUCCUGCCCGCCGUGCUCAUAAAUCCCAUGUUCAAAAUGAGAAUCAUGUAUUUAUUUUUCGAAGUGGACCAAAGUUGAGCAUAGACUGGUUGGUUUAAUUUUUCAAUCAGUCGGUGCAAUAACGUCGUGUAGAGAAGACGUAUGGUGAGGAACUGUAAACGUGCAUGAAGGUUGCUUUUAUGAAAAGCUCAAAGUUUGAACAAUGUUCUAUGGUGUGAGAUAUGAAAUAUAAUGAUCAAUGUAUGUAUAGUAAGAUGUACCGAUUUCUAUUGUAAUAUUUGAUAAGGUACUGUAUUCGUGUUUAUAGCUGAAUGAAUAAAUAAAAGUCAUUAUUGUUAUUGACUAAGGAAAACAAGUUCACAAAAAUGACUUAAGAUAGCUACAUGUGUGCUUUAUUCCCCUAUUCAUAUCUCCAAAUGCUUGUCAUAUACUUUGUCGAUAUAAAAAAUGCCAUAAAAUAAUGAUAUUGUUUGUGUAUUGACCUGGCAUUGUUUUCUGUGACAAACAAAAGACUAGCUAGUGUGAUGCUCAACAGGCGCAUAUUUUCUCACGGAACUAUACCACCUGGUGUUUUAUGAGUUCUGGCGCGCAUUUUCUACUAACUAGCCACAACUGGGCGUUAAUGAAUUUCGACUGUGUUAGAGAAGAGUCGAACAAUCAGCUAAAGCUAGCAUUUAUACUGUCACAGUUGAAAGAUAAUCGACACCACCCUUAAGAAUAAGUUUUGUGUGGAUUAUGUGUUAACAAAAAUAAAAUCUAUUUAAAAGAAUGUCAGAAACAAGAAGGCUUAAACAGGACAGCAAAAUUAAUGCAGUUUUGAACUACUUUCAAAAAACUGUUCUAUUACCUGAUGUUUGUCUAGUCUGUCUUCAUCGACUUAAGGAUAAAAUGACCCUUCAAUUCGUUAAAAUUAGUUGCAAUUUCCUUUGGAAGAAGAUAUAAUAGUUAUUAGUGUGAAAUAGAGUUUAAGUGUUAAUCCAAUAUCCCUGUGAUAACUAUAAUAUGAUUAUGAAUUUCAUCUUACAUAUCUGUUUAAGGCGGCCGCUAGACCUAAAUAAUAUGGGACAGUGCUUUUUAUUGUACAAUACGGUGAUAAGGCGCUAUGAAUCAAUGGAUAAAUUAUAAGCACAAAAAAAUAUGAGGCAAUAAAUAAGAGUCGUUCAAAAUCUCGGUCCAUCAUUGCGCAAUCUUCAAUAUUAACCCUAAACUGUCAAUAAUAUUGCAUUAUUUUUAAUGUCGUCGUCUAGGGGCCGCCUAAAAACAAAACGAUCGUAGAAAAUAAUCUCGUGAAAACAAGUUUUAAUAUAAUAUUUAUUGAAUGCCAUUGCAUUUCAAUACGUUUUUUGUAAUGCCUGCGUAAUUGGGAAAAUUGACCAUGCGUAAAAAAACAUGUUUUGUAGGUCAUACAAAAUCCACGAUAUCAUGAGGUUCAAAGGAGUAUCUACAAUCGCAAAUCAGUAGCAGACUGGAACUUUGACGAAAUGACGACAUUCUGACGUCAAAAGCCAGCAUAAAAAUACGGCCUGCAAUAGAAUAUCCUGUCAAUUUACGUCAUCAAUACAGCGGCCAUGUUUUCAGCAAUUAGCGGGGAUUAUACAAUGAAACUACAGAUUACAUUCUUGGUAUCUAUUUUUAAUAAAAUAUUUUGAUUGGUAACUACUUCAUGCUUAGACAAUGUUAUUUAUAUGUCCAUGUGCCUCGGAAAACUAUCAGCCUUUUGAAAUUUGAAGUAGGUAUGUCUGUUGCAAUUGAGAGAGAGAGUCAGCGUUCUACGGCGUGUAGCGCGCUGUCUACCUUCUUCAACUACAGGUGGCACCGCCUGUAUAGCUUCAUUUCCUAUGUGUACCUAUACUGAUUUUGUUACAUAUCUUUCCUUUUUUAGUAGGUAUUUACCGUUUCAUACCAUAUUGAAAAAAAAACAAUGUAAAUUGUAGAGCACUAUUUAAAACCAAAACUUUCGGCAUAUUUAUGACCAAUUUGAUAUCACUUAUACUUCCCUACAUACUAUUAUACUAUAAAACCUAUGUAUAUUUCCUUAAAUGAUAUGUACUUCUAUAAAAGAAUGCCCAAAAAAAUCUGAUACGAAUGUAGUAAAACUUGUAACAAAUACCAUUGGGCUAUUUACCUAAAAGUGUGUGUUUUUGCAUUAAGAGGAAUGUUUGUGCUAAAUAAAUAGUUAACAUAUUAUUAUAAGACAUUAACAGUGAAUAAAAGAACUUGUAAAGAAUCGUAAUACAUAUUAUAUUGUCGUUGCAAAUUUUGUUUAAAAUAAAUGUUGUAAAGCGUUGAAUGUUGCUUGUGCAGAAAUAAAUAAAUACAGUGAUUAAUAAAAGUUUCUUUAUUCACCC
Messenger RNA from Trichoplusia ni (cabbage looper), 4240 nucleotides. It is a transcript of the gene Rab26, whose product is annotated as ras-related protein Rab-37. Bases 1171 to 1914 code for a protein of 247 amino acids. Lineage: Eukaryota; Metazoa; Arthropoda; Insecta; Lepidoptera; Noctuidae. The transcript has 6 exons. Gene Ontology annotation, molecular function: GTPase activity; GTP binding. Gene Ontology annotation, cellular component: synaptic vesicle; endosome; dendritic spine. The record is from RefSeq and is a predicted model, not a curated record. Gene Ontology annotation, biological process: cellular response to insulin stimulus; regulation of exocytosis; protein secretion.